AAUACGAGUACUCUGACGUUAGUCUACAACAUUCUUGUCGCCACGAAGGUUGUCAGUGUUGCUGUAUUGCGUUUCGAGUUUCGUCUUUCGUCGGAUUUACGUAGAAAAGGAUGGUUUUAUUAGUUUAUCAUUGCCGCGUGCUUGUUCCUCCUCAUUUGAAUCCGAAGUUUUCAGUUUCUGUUUUUUGUUAAUACGUAUCUUGCAUUUUCGUUAUCGCCGGAAUGAUAAUUUAUGCGGUUGCUGCUCUUCAUUUAACUUAUCGACAACUUCGAGCGCGUUAAAAAUUUAUUCCUGUGAUAUUUUUUAAAUUAUUGAAAUACUUACGUAGGUGCGUGGAAAAAGUAACGUGUCUGUUAUGAUCAUUACAUUCGCAACGUGAAAUUUUGGCGGCUUUUUUCAACUGUUGCGAACAUUUGUGUAUUUACUUAUUAUGAAAAAUGAUCCAGCAUUUGAGUUUGUUGUGUUUGUUCAUUUCCGGUAGCUUUCCAAUUAUUAUGGGUAUUCAGUCAAAUUAAACUUCGUAAAAACCUGAGCAGAUCGAUUCUGAACCCUGUAAGCAAUGGCAAACGUCGCUGGAAUUCCAGAUCAAGAUACAGCAGGAACGAUGUUCAUUUUAUACAGUGUGUCCACAUUAGAAGAUAUAGCUGCCCACACAGUAGCUCUGCAGAUAUGGCUACAUUACAUCGGUAACGAAGAAUAUAAAAUAAAAGGGCUGGCAAAGUAUCAUACGAGUAGAUUUUCCGAAGCUUUUAAUCUGGAUUUCAACUACGGUGAUAGAUCUCUUGAACUGGUAGAAUCGUUGAAAACACCUCGGCCUAUUACAGAUAUAUUGAAGGAAUCCUUGAAGAACAUUAUUACGGGCAUGGAAAUAUGGUUCCGUCGUAUCACUAGCGAGAUUUUUAAUCAUGAGUUACACAAUUGUAUCCCCAAUACUUUCGAUGCGAAUCACCUCGUUUGGUACCAAAGUGGUGAAAUUAACUUCGAAAGAAGCGCUUCCAAGAUGAUAAUCGAAGGAAAAUUGACAAGUUAUCAACGUUUCAUUAUUAUGUGCGCAUACAGUAUGGCUGAUGAAAUAGAAAGGUUUCCUAUGUCUUCGCUUGGAAGGAUUUUCAUUGAGAUCGCUUUUGAUCGCUAUGAAUUGAUGUAUUGGAUUUCUUACCGUCGAAACGAGAUGCAUGAUUUGGUGCAUUAUAUGGUGCGAAAAUUCUCCUAUAUGCUUCACCGUGAAGAAUAUACUUCGAUCGAUGUCAUUAUGGCCACUUUGUGUACCAAUGAAAUUCAAGCUUCGCCCCAUGCCUUAGAGUAUUUUUGGAACCGUUUGAAUAAAGAUGAACAAGUACAUGUUGCUGCUAGAAUCUUACCUAAAUCGCCGGAAUAUCAGAAAAUCAUCCUUACGAACAUGUCACCGUUUCAACAACGUCAGCUGGUUACUCUAAUUCCCAGCGAAUUGAUGAUAAAUUUUUUUUUGAGCAUGAAUAUGCCGGAGAAUGCAUUUACAGUCUGGACAUUGGCAAAAGAUCAAAUUACCGAGCAAGGAUUUGCAGAAUUUCUUAAGAAGGUGAUUUUCGUCCGCAAACGUUUCGAGUUAAACCGAAAGAUAUACAAACCAAGGUGGGCGAUGAAAUCGUGUUGCCUUGCGAAGUAGAUAACCGUGCUGGCGAAGUACAAUGGACCAAAGACGGAAUGGCAUUAGGAUAUGAACGAGUGAUUCCUGGUUAUCCAACCUAUAGCAUGAUUGGCACCGAAGGAGUUUAUAAUUUAAAAAUUCAGAAUGUAUCUCUGAGAGAUGAUGCUGCUUUCGAAUGCCAAGUUGGACCAACGUUAUAUCCAAAUAAACAGCCAGGCUUGAGAGCACCAGUCAAAGUUGAUGUGUCUUCGCCUCCUUCGUCAUUGGAAAUGUUCAAUUUUGCAAAUAACUCCAAGGUUACCGCACGGGCAGGGGAUGAAUUAAAAUUGCAAUGCUUAGCUAGAAAUUCGAAGCCGCCGGCGAAAAUAUUAUGGUACAAAGGAAGAAACGAACUCGAAUCGGGUCACACCAAUGAAGAAAAAAAUUGCCAAAAGAAAAAUGGGACUAAUGCGAUAGAAUGUGAUGUAUUGAGUACGCUGACAAUAAAAAUCAAAUCCAAUGAAUCAUCUUUGCAACUUAGUUGUGUGGUUAAACACGAAGCUCUAUCCAGUAGAAUGUUUUCGACGGCUCAGUUCGUGGUGCAGUAUCCUCCAGAAACUCCAUUCAUUGACGGAUAUCACGAAGGUCAAGAUGUACAGGACGGAGAUCAAAUUAAUUUGACGUGCCGAUCAUCGGGAGGAAAUCCUCCGGCACAUUUGCGUUGGUAUAGGAAUGCAAAUAAAUUGGAAGCUCCGGCGAAUACAGAAAGAGGUAGAAUUUCCGAAAGUUCCAUCUCCAUUGUAGUAAAACCAGAAGACAAUAAUGCAAAUUAUAGCUGCGAAGCUUCGAAUCCUGCGACUGAUGCUCCUCUUAGUACUUCAGUAAAAUUUUCCGUUUUUUUUGGUCCUGCGGACGUUGCAAUAUCUGGAGCAGGAGAGGGAAAGACUGGCGAUGUUGUUAGUGUGACUUGUACGACUACUACAAGUAAUCCACCCGCUGAAAUUGCAUGGACUGUCGAUGGUCAUCAGAACACCAAUGGUGUGUCCACUUAUUCACCGGGUGAUUACGGAGGAAAAAUUACGAUAUCCACGCUUGAAAUUACCAUACCGUCGCAAAAAGAAGAAGUCAAGAUUUCGUGUCUCGGCGCCAAUCCAAAAAUGCCGAAACAAUCUCAACGCGAAAAGCAUAUUCAAGUUCAUUAUCCGCCUGGACAACCAAUAAUCAGUGGUUUUGUUAAAAACGGAUACAUUUUAUCUGAUUCGAAACUUACCUUGACCUGCACAUCUUCUGGUGGAAAUCCCUUGGCUUCGUUGACUUGGUAUAAAAAUAAUAAAAAGUUUUCUGGAGGUACUAAAACAUCAGAUAAUUCAAUGGCGUCCGCAAAUAUCACGUUUAUUACCAAUAAAGACGAUAAUGGAGCUGUUUACAAGUGUGAAGCUGUCAAUCCCACCAUUGAAACACCUUUGAUAGCAACCAUGACUCUGAACGUAUAUUUUCCUCCGGAUGACGUAAAAGUCAGUGUGAUGCCAGAAGAAUUACACGUUGGCACGCAAGCGAAAUUACAAUGUAAUGCAACAGUUAGUAAUCCGAUGGCUGAAAUUACGUGGUGGUUAAAUGGUCUACCUUUGACGGAAGGAAUUACGUAUUCGAAUAAACCUGGUUUACAUGGUGGACAGUUAGCGUUUAGUGAAUUGAUUUUGGACGUGACUGCCGAUAUGAAUGGAAACACGAUUACUUGUCAAGCUACAAACGCUGUUUGGGGUCUUAGUAAAACUUCACAUGCAGAUUUGAAUGUCAAAUAUAAACCGAAGUUUUCUGAAUCCAAUCAUACAAGCGCUACUUUAAAAACUGAAGGCGAAUUUUUCACCGUUUCUUUCGAAGCGAAUGGCAAUCCUUCAGAUAUUUCUUACGAAUGGAAAAAAGACGGACAUUCUUUGAACUCUCAUCGCGGUUCCACGUUAGCCAUCAGAAAUGUCAAAAAAUCUGAUGGUGGUUUUUAUACAUGUCAGGCUACUAAUUCUGAAGGUUCUUCCGAUUUCAUUUCGUUCAGAUUAGUGGUGAAAUAUGGUGCGAGUAUCACCAAUAUUUCACGAGUGGUUGUUGCAAGUAACUUUUCUGAUGUUGAAAUGUGGUGUACAGUUGAUGGAAAUCCUAUAGAAUCGCACCACGUUUCAUGGAUUGGACCGCGAGUCGUCGGGUUACUUGAUAGAAUGCAAAUUAAUUUUGAUAACAAUACUUCGAUUUUGAAAAUUACCAAAGUUACCCAUCAAGAUACCGGAUUUUACUACUGCGUUGUUAAUAAUACUAUAGGUCCUGUCAUAAACGACUCUGUGAGACUGAUCCUUGAACACUCUCCGGUUACCGAAAAUCGACCUUUCAAUUAUACGAGUAAAAUUGCCUGUGAUUAUGGUAAAACUGCUCAUCUUACGUGUGAAGCUUCUGGUGUUCCGGAAUUGUACUUCAGCUGGUCAAAAAAUAAUGACGCUAAAGAAAUAUUGAAAAGUAGUUCUAAAUAUUCGGUGGAUAGAAAUAAAUUGGAUUUGUUGAACUAUACUUCCACACUUACGAUCAACAACGUAACGAUUAAAGAUUAUGGAAUUUACACCUGUACGAUAAAAAAUAAACUGGGCUCAGCGAAAGUUGUUUUUGAGCUAUUGGUCAAAUCAAAACCAUACGCGCCUAUUGAGUUAAAACUAAUUAAUACAACCCACAAUUCUUUGACAAUAUCGUGGGCAUUGGAAUUUGACGGUGGUGAACCCACAUCGUUCAAUAUCAGAUAUUACGAUGCUAGAGACGGAGAUAGUCCAAAAUAUCACGAUGCUGAUGUAGGCAAUGUUACCACGUAUACUAUUACUGGAUUGCAAUCCGGCGUGAUGUACAUUUUUGACGUUAAGGCUCUCAAUAGGAAAGGUGAAAGCAGUUACUCUUUCGUGAAAUUGAACUGCACAACUAUGCUUGCUGGAAGUAAAUUGAUCGUGGAAUUACCCGUGGAUGGCGAAGGUUUAAUUUUGAUCGUUGCGGCUGGUAUUGGAAUAUUGCUAAUUUGCUUGAAUAUCUUCAUCGUUUUGGUUUGCAUGUGGAAAAAAUCUAAGAAAGUGAAAAAAGGUUUGACCGAUGAAAAUGGAAGAAAACCUAGUACAAUAGAAAUGUAUGGUCCGGGUAGUCGAAACAGUACAGAUUUGAGUGGACGGGUUGAAACGGUGAGUUCGUCCUUACCAUCUGAAAAAACUGUUCGUUUUUCAAUGUCGGAAGAAACUAACAGAUAUCACAUCACUGAUGAUCAGACUGAUGUACCAUACAUUAUAGAAGAUAUCAACUAUCCAUUCAUCGAAAAUGGCGAUUAUGAGUUGCAAAGGCGACACAGCACCAAAGAUUUACUUUCGCAAAAGUUAUAUGGAAAUGCUUAUGAAGGUUAUUCUACUAUCGGACACGGCCAUCACCUAAAACCAAUGGCUCCUCAAUAUAUACCUUACAGCAUCAGUUCCAUGAACUUUGCUCAAUCAACGAUGCCGAAUACCGGCAAACGAAAACAUUUACACGUUCAUCAUGAUGGUUACUAUCGAGAUGUUUCUCCAACACCAACACUUCCACCACCGAUGUCCAAAAGUCUGCUUUCAGAGCAUUUUUUGAAUUUAUGAGCAGACACGUGUUGUUUUCCCCCAAUGAUGAGAGUUCAUCGGAAUAAUUAUUCAUCAGUCUUCCUUACUUAAUGUUAUUACUUGUUAUUAUAAUUAUUAAUUUUAUUAAAAAUCAAUGUUCCUUUACCGUGUAGCUUAAUAUUAUUUUUUCGAGUCUAUUCUUCAUUCAAAAUGUACCUACUUGUAAAUUUUUUUUAUUAUUAUGUCGUUUGUAAAUGUUAUUGAGUCUAACUGAGAUCAUUUUUCGACGCCAUGCGUAUCGUUUGUGAUUUAUUAUUGACUUCUUACUUUCGAUAAUGAAAUUGGUUUAUUUUGGUAAUGAUGACGACAGUUCGAAGUUGUUUUGAAAUGUUGAUUUGUGGAGUGUGAUGUAAAAGUACCUAAUUAAAAUUUCAUGUUACUAUUUUAAUGAUCUCUCUGGUCAUGGGAUUGAAAAUUGAUCUUGUACGUAGCUUAAAAGCGAACUAUUACUAAAUUAUUAUUUUUUUUCUAUUUUGUAUUUGUAAUAUUUUUGUACUUACUUAUUGUAUUAGAGAAAUUCAUUUUGUUACCUUUACGUUCUCAAAGAUCCUGAUUUAUAAGGUUUUUGUUACUCGUACGUUCUGUUCGAUAUGAAAUAUUCCAAUUAAUCAUGUUAUUACUACGAUUUUGUUAUUUUGUUCUCGUGUAAUUUUUGAAAGUAAAAUGUGAUUUUGUACGUUA
Molecule: messenger RNA, 5946 nt
Organism: Planococcus citri (citrus mealybug)
Lineage: Eukaryota; Metazoa; Arthropoda; Insecta; Hemiptera; Pseudococcidae
Product: nephrin-like
Exons: 21
Coding region: 1684-5244 (1186 amino acids)
Biological process (GO): cell-cell adhesion
Cellular component (GO): cell-cell junction; plasma membrane
Molecular function (GO): cell adhesion molecule binding
Source: RefSeq, a predicted model, not a curated record